Ylistrum balloti is the source of this 585-nucleotide messenger RNA. RefSeq names its product 14-3-3 protein epsilon-like. NCBI's taxonomy places the organism in Eukaryota, Metazoa, Mollusca, Bivalvia, Pectinida, Pectinidae. Gene Ontology annotation, cellular component: cytoplasm. The transcript has 3 exons. The record is from RefSeq and is a predicted model, not a curated record. Bases 109 to 486 code for a protein of 125 amino acids. Gene Ontology annotation, biological process: signal transduction.
UCGAAUUUUUCAGGUGGACUACUUUUUAGGGGCCAUUUCCUCUUAAUCGCGAACUUCCUGUUGAUUUCAUCGGAAAUCCAGCUUCACCGAGGAAUUUAGAGCAUCAAAAUGGUUGAACGGGAAGAAUUAGUAUAUAGAAGUAAAUUGGCUGAACAGGCCGCGAGAUAUGAAGACAUGAUAAGUGAUAUGAACGAGGUGGCAAAGAUGGAUCCAGCUAUGUCGGUAGAAGAACGUAACAUGUUCUCGGUUGCCUACAAAAAUGCUAUUGGACCAAGAAGAGCAGCAUGGAGAAUACUAUCAAGAAUUGAAGGGAACGCAACGGAUGAAAAAAAUAGCAAGCAACGGAUUAACGUUGUCGCUUACAAAAAAAAGGUUGAGGGGGAACUGAAACAUAUCUGCCAUGAAGUGUUAGAUAUUUUAACAACAAUCUUGGGAAAGGAAGAUUCUAAUGCUUCAGAAUCCAAAGUGUUCUACUAUAAAAUGUAAGUACUCUUUUCACUAACCACUUUGAAAAUGCUACAAAAAACAUGUCUUUUUACAGAGAAGUUUAUUUCACUUACAAUUGUUGUACAAUGUAGCAUGCAA